Wyeomyia smithii (pitcher-plant mosquito) is the source of this 2642-nucleotide messenger RNA. Its product is annotated as solute carrier family 25 member 16-like. The coding region runs from base 905 to 1948 and encodes 347 amino acids. Gene Ontology annotation, cellular component: mitochondrial inner membrane. The transcript is spliced from 6 exons. Gene Ontology annotation, biological process: transmembrane transport. The record is from RefSeq and is a predicted model, not a curated record. Lineage: Eukaryota; Metazoa; Arthropoda; Insecta; Diptera; Culicidae.
UUGUGGUUGUCCAGCUGUAUAGUGAUUCUGCAGGUAACAUUGCCGCUGACCAUUCCGCGAGUUGAACAAAAUACACGUUUUUUUUUCACUCGUAUAGGUGUUCCUUGCAGAGCUUGCAAAACUCGUUGGUGUGCUGCUGAUCGCUAACCAACACCGAUCACAACCAGUGAGAUCUUUGUCGCGAUCGGACGCGUAUUUCUGCGCUCUCUGUCUCGGUCGGUGUCCAAUUGGCAUUGGCUUUCCGCAGUCAGCUACGGACGGUGCCGUGUGGCGUGUCAAAAGUUAGUGCGAAGCGAAACUUUCACUUCCAAAAUUGUCCGAUUGCUACGUGUGAAUUUUUUUUUUGGAAGAUUGCUGCAGCUAACGUUGGCGUUAUCGCGGAAAACUGUAUCUUCCUAUCUAUCCACUGUUGUAGCAUCUUGAAAGGGCAACGAUCUUGCCUUGAUCAGUGUUCUGAUCUAGUGUUAAGGGAAAGAACCGUAUGGGAUUCAACGUGACCUCGAUUGAUUUGACCAGCAGCAAAUCCGUGUUAAUCUUUGCCCUGUUGUGUGAUAAGAGAAAGUGUUCGCUCUAUACAAGCAGUGGAGAUAGAAAAUAAAAUGAUUCGCAAGUAGGUAAUCGAUCCCGAUUGCGACUCGGAGGAGGAAUAGGAGGAUAGGAGGAAUCCAAUCGAGGGAGAGAGCAAGAAAACAAGUGCGUGCCAAAUAAAGUAUUUUCGCUGUGCGGUGAAUGUUGGGAAACCUCGGCGGGCUUCAGUAACCGAAAGACGAAGUGUGCGAUAAAAUAUCAAGUUGCCUGUGGCCUACUUAUCCGUGAUUGUGUUUUGGUGAGCUUUGGUGUGGUGCGUUCGCGUUGAAGAAGCUACAUAACUGCAUCUACCGAUCCGAGGUUGCAAAUCGAAAGCAUGGAAUCUCUCAAAAAUAGAGACACGACUACCAAAACAGAAAUGGCCACGGCGACCAGUGCGGCUGCUACGGCCGCUGCUGCCACCGCCAAGGCCGAGGCUGCUAGGAAAAACUUGGAUUUCAUUACGAAGAAUCUGCUGGCUGGUGGUAUCGCAGGAAUGUGCUCCAAGACAGCCGUUGCCCCGCUGGAUCGGAUAAAGAUUCUCCUGCAGGCUCACUCGGUCCAUUACAAGCACCUGGGGGUGUUCAGUGGGCUGAAACACAUCGUCAAAAAGGAAUCCUUUUUCGCACUGUACAAGGGAAACGGGGCCCAGAUGGUGCGGAUAUUCCCCUACGCUGCGACACAGUUUACGGCGUUCGAGAUCUACAAGAAGUAUUUAGGAAAAAUACUAGGACCCAGUUUGCCGAUUAAACAUUCGGACAAAUUCGUCGCCGGUGCUGGUGCUGGAGUGACUGCCGUCACACUUACCUACCCGCUGGACACAAUCCGUGCCCGGUUAGCAUUCCAAGUGACAGGAGAACAUCGCUACAAUGGUAUCGUUCAUACAGCCGUUUCUAUCUUUAGGACUGAAGGUGGCAUCCGAGCGCUGUACCGAGGCUUCGCACCCACACUGAUGGGUAUGGUGCCGUACGCCGGCUUUUCCUUCUACUGUUUCGAGAUGCUCAAGUUCGUAUGUAUGAAGUACGCUCCGGCUGUCACGUGCGCUCCAUGCAAAAGAAACACAGGUGGCCUAGUACUGUCCGUUCCGGCCAAACUCCUGUGCGGUGGAUUUGCCGGUGCAGUAGCGCAAUCUUUCUCCUACCCCUUGGACGUCACCAGACGGCGGAUGCAGCUUGCCAUGAUGAACCCGGAAACGGCUAAGUUUGGCAUGGGAAUGUUCCGUACUUUGGCUAUCAUCUACAAGGAGAAUGGCGUCAUCAAGGGCCUCUACCGGGGCAUGUCGAUCAACUACUUGCGCGCGAUUCCAAUGGUAGCGGUUUCCUUCAGUACCUACGAAGUGAUGAAGCAGGCGCUUAACCUGGACACGGGGAUGAAGGUUUAGGACUACUGGAGUGCUGGCGUAUGUGUGUGUGAACGUGAGCAUAACGAAUGCAAUCAGUGCAGGAUUCAGAAAGAGAGCUUCCGGGAGUGCAUUUUAGCAGGUACAGUUAGGGUUUUAGGAAGGAAAGCUAAAGUUAGCUUUGAACCAAGACAAAAAAAAUGACAAAGUUUAUAAACCUUAUCGGUCUUCCUGUUACAAGUUAGUCAAAAAAGCAUGUUUUGUUUUUUUGCAUUUAGAUGCUUGUUAGGGGCCUUACUCCCAUUUCAAUAUUUUAUUCCUGUCCGAUAGACUAUUUAUUUUAUCGUUUGUUUUACAUUUGGACUAGUUCAAUUUACACAAUAAAAAAAAUCACAUUCUCCUCAACCUGUAGUGUUAGUCAAAAUGGUGUAGGCACUAUCCUAAGAUACAUAAUAGAAAAGUACUUAAAAUUCGUUUUUAGCUUUCUUAACGAAGAAUAGGUAGAAAUAAUACAUGAAGAAAAAAACUAGAUUGGCACGAACUCUCCUGCCUUUAUCGGUUUUGUGUCGAUUAAGGUAUCAAUUGGAGAUAUCACUAUUUUCAUUCUCAUCGUGCUCGAACACGUCAGUGACUUGAAUUGAUUUUAUAGUUCUUUUCGCCAUGGCGAACAAAUUUAGCCUGUAUAUAGACUUUUGCAAACAGAUGAAAUAAAACAGCAACUCUAUAUUUUUCGUUA